Brassica rapa (field mustard) is the source of this 1205-nucleotide messenger RNA. RefSeq lists its product as uncharacterized. The record is from RefSeq and is a predicted model, not a curated record. Lineage: Eukaryota; Viridiplantae; Streptophyta; Magnoliopsida; Brassicales; Brassicaceae.
AAUAUUUAAAUGCUAAUGCGAUGCACCAUGUAAAAUAAAUAAAUUGUUACUUAAGAAAAGAAAGAAUCUAACUAAAGAUUUAUAGGGGACAAGAGAAAGAAAGUAAAGUCAAAAACAGAACCGUUCAAGUCUGUAGAAGAAGAAGAUUCAUGGUAUGGAUCAUAAUAAUCAUCAUCAAUGGCGUAUGAUGAGAUUUUUCUUCAAGAACGCCACAAUUGCUCUCACUGUCCUCAACCUUCCCAUCUUUCAUUUCCUCCUCCAUACCUUUUUGAUAAAUGCAGCUCAGCUUCGGUACAUCAAGGAAGCUGAAGAGAUUAGGCUCGCUAUGCAACCUCUAGAUCUCAUCAAAACAGUCAGAGAAAUCGAACAGGAGGGAACUGGGGGACAAGAAACAGAGCAGCAGAAGCAGAACACAGCCGUUGAUCUUUCUAAACGCCUCAAGGAUUUUGCCUCCAGCUUGAAAGCAUUGGAAGAAUGGCGAAAGCGGAAAAUGGAACGAGCAAGACAACGUGAUCUUGAGAAAACCGGUGGUCUUUCAUUAUCCAAAACAUCAUAAAAGACCAUUAGUCCUCAAAAGAUGAGAGAUUAUCAUCAUGGCUAUAGAAAAUUGUUUAACAUUACAAGUCUCAUAAGAUAUUCAUGUUAGUGUCAUACAGAAAAUGUUUGAAAGAAGUAGAAAGGAAAGGAUCUGAAAUGUUGUAAUGUUUCCGACAUUGAACUCUCACAAACUUAUUUACACCAAACAAUAAUCAGUUAAUGUUAUAUGAACACACCUGUGGUUGAUCCAAUAACCUUAAUAUGUAAUCUCGGAUGAUGCUAAGGUUAUCUAUAGGGUCACUUCUGUGCAAAACCGAAUGAAAUAUUAGUCUUGAGCCUCUAAUAAUUUAAAAAACAAAAUAUAUGAACAUAUGCAAAAACAAUAACAUUUUAGAUCUUUAAAUUGGUAAAAAAGCUUUAAUUAAAUUUUUUAAUAAUCGUGUAGGCUUUCUUAGAUCUCAGGAUUGGCCAUGCUUGCCUAAAUAUGCAUCUCCAGUUUAUAAAUUAUGAACCAUUGUGGCCAGUACUAAUUAUAUAACUUUGAUUGCAAGUUACUUUCCUUCUUUAGAAACUUAACAAAGUAUAAGAAGCCACGUUGUAGAUAUAUAGUCGGUUACUUUUCCUCUUUAUCAUAAAUAAUUGCUGACAAAUUAUACUUACUUACCAAU